AACCCCAAGCCCAGAUCGACGAUCUCAAAAAUAAGCACUCUCAGACGUCUCCCCAUUCCCGAAGAAGCAACCACUUAAAAAGAGCCAAGCAUCAAGCAUAGCAUCAACCAUUAACUAAAAGUGACAUCUCUUCAACGGCCAUUAGCUCACAUUACCUUGUUCUCACAAGGCUGACCUGAUGUAAAACACUUCUUACCUCAUCAAGACGCAAUGUUUCACAAAACAACCUCCUCAUCUCGUCGCGUGGUUGGGUGACGUCACAUGCACAUCGCGAAAUCGAGAGCAUGACGACGUCACGACUUGCUCUUAAAUCCAGGAACAAGAAAGUGAAGUAGACAAGGUCAUAAAAGGCAGCCAAGAGCUCUCUUUCUCAAACAGCCUUUUCUCAACGAAACACUUACCUACCUACACUUGAACAAGAACAACACGAUCAACAGACAAAAUGGCCAUCACAAGUGCUAUCAGCGAUCUCUUCAGCUCCAUCUACGAGCUUCUCGCCUCAGUCUUCAACACCUUCUACUCCGUCAUCCACUCCAUUCUCUCCGCUGUUCUCGGCUUCGUUCAGGGUCUUUUCAACCUCAUCGGCGAUGUCGUCUCCGGUCUUGUUGAGGUCACCGGUGGCGUGGGCAAGUUUGUAGCCAGCAACGCUGCUAUUCUUGCUAUUGGCGUCCUCGGUACUUUCGCUUAUGUGAGGUAUACCGCGCAGGGACGGACUGUUGCGAACAAGAAGACUCAGUAAAUCUUUUGACCUUGGAUUAUUGGGAGGUUUGCUUGGCGAUGGAUAUACGCUAUACCCUGAUGCUCGGUGGAAAGGACCUGGUUGGUGUUGGGGACACUAAGAAACUAUCUUUCGCUAUUGAAUCCUAGUUUAUUUAGUCAAAAUUAAUGCGAUGCCCUUCAAACUUCAGUGACCUUUCUGUGGUUGGUCUUGUACUCGACUUUAAACUGCGGCUCAAUCGAUCCCUUGCUGGCUCUGCAGAUCAUGUAAUAGCCCUUGUGCUAAUCUAGAUCACC
Messenger RNA from Fusarium odoratissimum NRRL 54006, 1014 nucleotides. RefSeq lists its product as uncharacterized. The record is from RefSeq and is a predicted model, not a curated record. The transcript is spliced from 2 exons. Bases 443 to 739 code for a protein of 98 amino acids. NCBI's taxonomy places the organism in Eukaryota, Fungi, Ascomycota, Sordariomycetes, Hypocreales, Nectriaceae.